Messenger RNA from Meira miltonrushii, 1464 nucleotides. RefSeq names its product TFIIH basal transcription factor complex, subunit SSL1. Gene Ontology annotation, cellular component: transcription factor TFIIH holo complex; transcription factor TFIIH core complex. Gene Ontology annotation, molecular function: zinc ion binding. The record is from RefSeq and is a predicted model, not a curated record. The transcript has 4 exons. Bases 1 to 1464 code for a protein of 487 amino acids. Gene Ontology annotation, biological process: DNA-templated transcription; nucleotide-excision repair; regulation of transcription by RNA polymerase II. NCBI's taxonomy places the organism in Eukaryota, Fungi, Basidiomycota, Exobasidiomycetes, Exobasidiales, Brachybasidiaceae.
AUGCCUCCUAAACAUCAUGAUUCAGAUGAAGUAUUAUCGGAUGAUGCAGAUGUUUAUAGCGCGGCAAGGAGUGGAAGUUCAAGAAGGAUAGCUGGCGGUGGUAGAUCGACAACCACAAGAAGAACAUCAGAAAAUGGACAAGAUGGUGCAACGAAAAGAGCGGCAGAUAUAGCUGCAAAAGCCAAAAAAACAUCAGGAAAUGCAAAGGAUAAAGGGUACGCAUGGGAAGCAACAUAUAAAAGAAGUUGGGAUGCCGUUCGAGAAGAUGCUGGAGGAAGUCUGGCAGGUGCAGUUCGUGGUUUAUUGGAAGCAAGCAAGAGGAGGAGGACAUUGCACGACUCAGCACCUGUACAACGUGGUAUCAUCCGACACUUGGUGCUCAUCUUGGACUUGAGUGAAAGUAUGUUGGAGAAAGAUUUACGUCCUAGUAGAUUUCUUUUGACAUUACAAUAUGCACGGGAAUUCGUUUCGGAAUAUUUUGAUCAAAACCCAAUCGGACAAAUGAGCAUCUUGGCAACCAGAGAAGGUGUUGCAGAAAGAGUGACCAGCAUGAGCGGUAACACUGCCGAACAUAUCGAAUCAUUGCAAUCCCGCAAAUUGACACCAAAGGGUGAGCCAUCGCUGCAAAAUGCAUUGGAAAUGGCAAGAAGCAAUUUAGCACACUUGCCAUCAGCGAAUUCUAGAGAAGUCCUGGUGAUAUUCGGAUCACUGACGACGUGCGAUCCUGGGAAUAUUCAUGAUACCGUUUCCACGCUGGCAAAGGACAACGUUCACGUCAGUAUGGUAUGUCUAGCUGCCGAAGUCAAAGUAUGCAAAGAAAUCUGUAAGCGAACGCACGGCAAAUAUGGAGUCUCGAUCGAUGAAGGACAUUAUCGUGAUUUGUUAUUCGAUCACAUCAAUCCACCAGAGGUGGAAGCAAAUGAUCGAAGACGAACGACAAAUCAAGAUGAAGAUGACGAAUACGAUGAAGGUGUAGAUUUGAUGCAAAUGGGCUUCCCAGCAAGAUUGCCGACGAAUAAUGCACCAACAUUAUGUGCUUGUCAUAACCGACUAAAGAGUGGUGGAUACGUUUGUCCUCGUUGUUUGGUCAAACUAUGUGAUGUUCCUACCGAUUGUCCUGUUUGUGGUCUCACUGUGGUCAUGAGUACCCAUCUUGCCAGAUCAUACCAUCACUUAUUUCCAGUUCCAAACUAUAUUGCCAUUGGAUGGAAGCAGCUACAAGGUGCCAAACAAAGUGCAUGCUUUGGAUGUGCUGCAUCUUUCGAGCCACUUCCUGACACUUAUGCACUAAAUUCAAACGGUGAAUCGAACGCAAAUGCCACCACAAAUGGAGAUUCAACAGAGCAACCUGCAAACGUGGCUUCAAGUGGACGAUAUGAAUGCCCAAAAUGUCGUCAUCACUUUUGCCUUGAAUGCGAUGCAUUCAUUCACGAAAGCUUACAUCAAUGCCCUGGAUGUCAAUAA